AUGCGGGCUGCGCUGCGGGUGAUGAAGCAGGCCGGGGAGGAGGGGGAGGAGGUGGAGACGCAGUCCUUUCCGUUGACGCUCCAUUCAGCGGUCGUUGAGGAGCCAUUCGUGCAGGCCCUCAUUCUGGAGAACGAGGCGAUGCUCCUGGAAAUCACCCUCCUGCGGCGAUCCUGCCGGGGUCACGCGGAGGCGUGUCGCCAACGGGCGCAGGCCGCGGAAACGGCGGCGCGGCAGCUGCUGGCCGCGUCGGAGGCGGAAGCACGCCUCGAGCUGUGCGUGGCGUGGCAGGCGCGUCUCUUGGGCGGGCUGCGCGCCACGCUGGAGGAGGCGGAGGGGCUGCGGAAGGAAAACGCCGCCCUGCAGCAGGUCAUGGUGAACGUGCAGAGGAAGCUCGGGGCGCCGGAAGCGCACUCGCCUCCCGUCGUGUCGGAGGGAGACGUAACACCGGCGCGUGUCAUUACAGCCGUCGAUUGUGGAAGCAAACUGCACGCAAAGUAUAACGUUCCGCUUAUCAAUAGAGCCGAUUCCAACUCACCACGGGUGCCGUUUUGCCGCUCACGGAAGCGUGGGCGCGACAGUGGCGAUGGUUGGCUUUCCUCCCCGGCGGAGACGACCCCGGCGGAGCGGGGCGUAGGCCAGCAACGCACAUAA
Molecule: messenger RNA, 651 nt
Organism: Trypanosoma conorhini
Lineage: Eukaryota; Euglenozoa; Kinetoplastea; Trypanosomatida; Trypanosomatidae
Exons: 1
Coding region: 1-651 (216 amino acids)
Source: RefSeq, a predicted model, not a curated record